Molecule: messenger RNA, 1299 nt
Organism: Rotaria sp. Silwood1
Lineage: Eukaryota; Metazoa; Rotifera; Eurotatoria; Philodinida; Philodinidae
Source: the annotation of a GenBank genome assembly
AUGUCGAAUCUAUAUCUUUGUCCUGAUGAUUUUUGGCGUUGUCCAAUUGAUCUUAAUCAUCAAGUACUUGCUAAACGAUUUCAAUAUCAUAUUCGACGAUGUAUGAUUGCUAAUCCUCAUAUUCGUCGUGUUCGAUGUGUUUUUAAUGCUAAUCAUUUAACAACACCGAAUGAUUUACUCAUUCAUAUGUCAACAUGUCCUGAUGCAAUUAAUAGAAGCACUGUACUUAUUGGUCUUUCUGAUAUUCCACCAGGUCGACCUUGGAUUGAUAAUUGUAAUCGAUCAUCUGUACCAACUGAUUGGCAAAUGUUUCACGAUGUAAAUGCUACUGAAGAUUGGGAUGAUGAUAUUCGUGAACGACGUGCAAAAAGUGUCGAAAACAAAAUGCCAACAUUAUUAUCAUCAUCACCAUUGAUUAAUCAACCUUUAAAUGAAAAACAACAAAAAGAUGUUGAACAUUAUAUAUAUAAUAUUGAAGAUAUAAAUCAGAAAACAAUAAUAAAUAAUUAUACACCUGUAACUGUUAUUAAACAAGCACAUGUUUUUAAAGAAUAUGAUAAUGAUGGUUUAAUUCAUCCUGUCGAAACUGAUGAAAUUACCAAAAAUUUAAUGAAAAUUCGAACAUUACAACUUAUUGGAGGUGCUGGUCGUGGUACCUGUUGUUUAUUACUAGUUGUCAUUCAAUUGGAUUAUAUUGGAGCUAAAAUUUGUUAUCAAUGUGACGAUAUAAAUCCAUCAAGUAAAUUAAAAUUUUAUGGUGAAAAAAUUACAAGAUGUACUGGUGUACCAUUUGAAAAAUAUGCUUCAAAAACUUCAAAAGCAUUUGGUGCUAAUGUUUUAACAUGUUUUACGCGAUUCAAUGCAUCUGGUCAUGUUAUUAAACGAGGCGCAUUUGGACUUGGUGAAACAUAUGAUAAAAAUUUUAAAUGUCGAGAUCGUUUUCAUAUAUGUUGCAGAAAAGCUUUUUGUAAUAAACAUACUCAAUCACCUUGUCCACCACCAGAAAAAAUAACAUCAAAGAAAGCAGUAAAAGCAUGUUAUCAAUGUAAAGGUUCUGAAGCAUGUAAAGCAGAAAAACUUGAAGGAUCUGAAAUUCGUACAUCAGGUGCUUGGGGUGGUAAAAAUUUAUAUUGUUAUACAAAAUUUGAUCCAAAAACAGGUGUUGCUGUUGCUCGUGGUGGUUUUGGUUUUGGUGAAGCAAUUGAUAAAAAUCUUAAAUGCGAUGCUAAACAUUAUCUAUGUUGCUAUGAAAAUUUGUGCAAUAAACAAACAACUGGUUAUUGUGCUAAACCAAAAUAA